Messenger RNA from Scomber scombrus (Atlantic mackerel), 1502 nucleotides. RefSeq names its product sulfotransferase family 1, cytosolic sulfotransferase 6 (gene sult1st6). The coding region runs from base 459 to 1379 and encodes 306 amino acids. NCBI's taxonomy places the organism in Eukaryota, Metazoa, Chordata, Actinopteri, Scombriformes, Scombridae. The record is from RefSeq and is a predicted model, not a curated record. Gene Ontology annotation, biological process: sulfation. The transcript has 8 exons. Gene Ontology annotation, cellular component: cytoplasm. Gene Ontology annotation, molecular function: sulfotransferase activity.
CUGGGUCUCCAAUGGUGGGGGUCUGCUGAAAGACUCAGGGAAACUUCCUCUCCGACAAACGGUGGACAGCAUCCCGACUGACGCCAGGCACGGGCGGUGUCAGACAAGCUCCAUCUACUUUGAUAAAUGUUGGAGAGGAUUUAGGCUGAAAACAGCAGCAAAACAAGAGGAUUUCUAAAAAGCAGAAACAUUUUUUCCUGGACAGCAGACAAGGACAUAGAGGAGGAAAUAAUGCAAUCAUGAAGAGGAAGUGGGCCUGACGAAUGAGCAGGAAGAAACUCAGCUGGAAUUUAUGGUGAACAAAAGCAAACCAACAGUGACUGUUUGAAAAAGCCUGCUGAGAGAGGAGCUGCUGGGGACAGGACUUCAGGAAAAAACACCUCACUGGCUUUGUUUCACCGUCUAAUUUUGGCUUCAGGUUCUUGAGUUUCUCAAGUAAACUUUCGUCAGUGUCAGUCAUGUCAGAGUUAACCUACAGCGAAGCCAUUCAGAAGGCUGGCAAUUCCAUCACUCGCUUCCCUCUCAUCCCAGUCAGAGGGAUUCCUCUCAUGAACCACAUCGCCAACAACUGGGACUCCAUUUGGGAUUUCCGUCCUGAUCCCUCAGACCUCCUCAUCGCCACCUACCCCAAAGCAGGAACAACAUGGACCCAGGAGAUAGUUGACCUGCUCUUUCACAAUGGAGAUGCAGAAGUCUGCAAACGAGCCCCCACACCUAUGCGCAGUCCUUUCCUUGAAAUCUGCUCCCCACCACCCAUCCCCUCAGGUCUUGACCUUUUGAAGAAAAUGGAUCCUCCGAGAGUUAUCAAGACACAUCUUCCUUUUCAGCUGGUGCCAACUGGGUUUUGGGAAAACAAGUGCAAGGCUAUCUACGUGGCUCGCAAUGCCAAAGACAAUCUUGUGAGCUACUACCACUUUGACUGUAUGAAUCUGACCCAGCCUGAGCCCGGGCCCUGGGAGGGCUACAUCCACAAGUUCAUGAAAGGGGAAUUGUCGUGGGGCUCCUGGUAUGACCAUGUGAAAGGUUACUGGAUGGAGAGAGAGAAGAGGAACAUCCUUUACCUCUUCUAUGAAGACAUGAAAGAAAAUCCUCGUCGAGAAGUUGAACGCAUCAUGAGGUACCUGGAGUUAUCACUUCCUGAUGAGGUCAUCACUCGUAUUGUGGAGCUGACGUCCUUUAAGAAUAUGAAGGAGAACCCGAUGGCCAACUACUCCUGCAUCCCAGCACCUGUUUUUGAUCAAACCAUCUCUCCCUUCAUGAGAAAAGGUGAGGUUGGGGAUUGGACAAACCAUUUCACACCUGAGCAGUCCAAGGUGUUUGAUGAAGAUUAUGAAAAGCAAAUGAAGGAUAUCAAUAUACCAUUCAGGACCCUUAUCUAAUGAAUUUUCUGGGUAUUCCAAACUGAUGCAGCUCUGCAAACCAAAGACUGAUGAACUGACACUGUGCUGCACUCAAACAGCAGAAAUGUAACACUGGCUGAUACCAAAAAUGAUGAAAGAAAA